Messenger RNA from Tetrahymena thermophila SB210, 1473 nucleotides. RefSeq names its product Serine/Threonine kinase domain protein. Gene Ontology annotation, biological process: protein phosphorylation. Lineage: Eukaryota; Ciliophora; Oligohymenophorea; Hymenostomatida; Tetrahymenidae. Gene Ontology annotation, cellular component: nucleus. Gene Ontology annotation, molecular function: ATP binding; cyclin-dependent protein serine/threonine kinase activity. The record is from RefSeq and is a predicted model, not a curated record. The transcript has 5 exons.
AUGUAUCAGACGAAAGACAAAGUAGAAAUUUUUAACAAUAAAUAUUAGCAAAUAAAAAGCUUAGGAUAGGGUGCUUAUGCAGAAGUAUUUGCUUGCAGAUAUAUAGGUCAGUAAGAGAAACAGCAUCAGGUUCCAUCUUUUACUCUUGAUAGAUUAUAUCAAGAAUCAAAAGAAAAACCGAAGGCAGGAGAACUAUUUGCAAUCAAGAAAUUUAAAGACAACGGAUAAAAUAGAUUAGGGUUGAGUAUGGAUAAUAUUAGAGAAAUUAGAUUUAUGUAAUAAUUUAAUCACCCUAAUAUUGUCAAAAUAGUCGACGUCUUCAUAGUCUAAAACGAGAAUAGCCAAAACGAAAAAUAGUCUAAUUUGAUGAUUGUUAUGCCUCUUUGUGUACCUAUACAUAAAUUGCUUGAACUAAAACGUAUAGAUUCAUUUAAGGAAGAAGACUUUAAAUGUAUGUUUAAGUAAAUUUUAUAAGGAGUGAAAUAUUUGCAUGAAAAUUACAUAUUGCACAGAGAUAUUAAGUGGGAAAAUCUUUUAAUUGAUAAAGAUAGAAAGAUAGUAAUUACUGAUUUUGGUCUUUCUAGAGAGUUUGGUUCAACCGAGCGUAUUUUUACAACAAACAUGUUCACUGCAAACUACAGACCUCCUGAAAUUAUUUUAGGCAGUGCUAAAUAUGGACCUAAGAGUGAUAUGUGGGCUAUCGGAGUUGUCUUUAUGGAGAUUCUUAUGAAAUUCGAGAAAUUCUUAUUCCCAAUUACUUCCGAUAAUAAUGUUGAAAUAUUAAAUUGUAUAUUUGCACUUAGGGGUACGCCUGACUAAGAAACAUGGAAGGACUAUGAUUAGCUGCCUUUAAAAAUUAAAUUUAAUCCAGUCUAAGCUAAAAAGUUAAAAAAUUUGGAUGUCUUAUAAGGAUACUCAGAUGGUUUGGUAGAUGUUUUGGAACGACUACUUCAGUUAAAUCCAAAUAAAAGACCUACAGCAGCAGAGGUAAUUAAUUAAAUUUACAAAUAAGAAAAUAAAUAGACAAUCUUUAGUUAUUAGAAGAUAAAUAUUUCAAGAAUGCACCCUUAGAAACUGAAUAAUAUGAAUCAGUAAUUAGAAUUCUUUUAUAAGAAUAGUAAAAUUAAUUAAAAUGAAAAUGCCUACAAAUAUUAAUCAUUCAAUCAAAAGAACAAGCAAGCAAGCCUCCUGUCAAUAGAUCGAUAGAUUAUCCAUCUUGUUAUUAGCUUAUUUUCAAAUAUUUAACAAAUAAUAAAAACAUUAUCGAAUUUUAAUAAACAAUCUGUAAAUAAAUAAAUAAAUAAAUAUUUUUUCCAUUAUUUUAAUUUAAAAAUAAAAGUGUAUCUAUCUUCUUACAAUAAUAAGUUAUCAUUUUUAAGCAAUAAAUUAAAUUAUCAAUUUGGAUUCAAAUAUUUUUUAUGUUUGUUUUUAAAAAUCUUGUUUCUAUAUUUAGUAGAAAAAAGUAUUUUAUGA